This is a messenger RNA of Osmia bicornis bicornis, 559 nucleotides long. RefSeq names its product cilia- and flagella-associated protein 251-like. Lineage: Eukaryota; Metazoa; Arthropoda; Insecta; Hymenoptera; Megachilidae. The transcript has 2 exons. Bases 224 to 559 code for a protein of 111 amino acids. The record is from RefSeq and is a predicted model, not a curated record.
UAUUCUGUUUUAAACGGUGAGCGAAUAAUUUUGUGACCCACUGUACAUAUUUUAUAAAUGAACGGAGACAUAUAUAGGUUAUUUAGCUGAGAAAGAAAUAUUGUUUUUUAACAAUCAAUAAAAGGGAUUAUUCAUUAAAAAUAAGAAGGUUGAAUAAUCAUUUACUACUUUCAGCUUAUAAACAUUACAUCCCGCGAUAUGUAUGUACUAUAUAUAACGAAAAAUGACAUCAAAUAUUUCCUCACCAUCAUCUUCAAAAGAUUCUUCAAUAAAUUCUCAAAAUAAAACUAACGAUGCGGAUGAUUUUAAGGAAAAGACAGAAUCUAACCUUUGUCCUUUCAGAUUAUUAUGGUCCUUUGGAAUAAACUCAGAGGUACCAAUAAUAAACUUAACCACUGAAAACCGAACGAUCAUUGCAUAUGCCUGCUCGCAUGCUGUAAUAAUCUACAAUUACGAAUCGAAGGAUGUGGUUAAUCUUCAAGGUCAUGUAUGUUUCUCUUUCACUCCAUUCUUAUAUACAGGGUGUCCCAGAACUGGGGUAGGAGCCGAAGAGGGAUGA